Molecule: messenger RNA, 633 nt
Organism: Colletotrichum higginsianum IMI 349063
Lineage: Eukaryota; Fungi; Ascomycota; Sordariomycetes; Glomerellales; Glomerellaceae
Exons: 2
Coding region: 1-633 (210 amino acids)
Source: RefSeq, a predicted model, not a curated record
AUGCUGGACGGAUACGACCGAAAUCAGGAGGAGAGAGCGAGAGGACCAUCGAUGGAUAUUGACGAGAAGAGCACCGCCUUCUCCCAGGCGCAGAUAUCAACACCUCCGAGCGCGUCGACGAACAGGAUGAGGCACACGAUCAACACGGCGAUGAUGACCACCAUCAUCCCGGAACCCACACCGCCGCCGGCCGCCUCCACCUCUGCCGACCCACAGCGCCGGUUCUCCUGGCUGCCGCGGUCCGCCACGCCGUCCCUGCGCAGCCCGACGUUCCGCCGGCGGGCGGCGAGCCCCUUCUACGACGACGACGAUGACGACGAUUACCCGUACUCGGACAGCAGCCCGUUCGGCGAGGACUUCCGGGAGCAGAACGAGCAGGCAGGGCGGGACUGGGACCGCGACCACGGCCACGACCACGACCACGACGGCGGGGACAACCCGUUCGAGGACUGCGAGUACGAGCUGCCGCCGGCGGCGGGCAAGAGGGAGGGCACCUGGACCAAGUUCAAGAAGGCCAUGAGCCCGAAGCGCGCGAUCAGCAAGUGGAAGUACCGGAAGGUCAAGCACGGCGGCUUCCAGCCGGAUGACCCGGACCACGGGGGCCGUGGUGGCUCUCAAGGGCAGGCCUCUUGA